GGAACUCACAACAACAAAGAUUACUUGGCUAUUACGUAGAUAUUUUAAAUGUCUAUCUAUAUAUUGUAAACGUGGCAGUAUUUGAUGCAGAGAUAGUGCAUCGUAGUUCAAUCGGUUAACCGCGAUUUAUAAUCGGUCUCCGGCCUCUACAACGUCAUGGCUGACGAACCAGAAGAGAAACUGCAUAUAUCACACCCUCCAGCAGUAAAAGCUGGUGGAAUGAGAAUCGUGACGCAUGCUAGAGAGCGUGAAAAUGAAGAAGCGCAUGAGCCAGAAAUUUCGACGCAAGCUGGAGAGAUCAAUCAUAAUUACGGAGUUGUGCCACAUGAUCUUAUCGCCAAGGAUGAACUGAAGUUUCAUGAUAAAGGCAUUAAAUUCCGUCAGGAUAAGCCUACACCAAAAGUUACGAAGUCACAUGACGAUGGUUGUUCACAUCGGGUUAUCCAACAACCAUUAAAAUAAAAGCCUUCUAUCUUAAAAGAAAUGUAUUUUCUUGUAAUUUCUUUUUCGUAAAUAAAACAAAUCAGUAAUAUCC
This is a messenger RNA of Heterobilharzia americana, 535 nucleotides long. NCBI's taxonomy places the organism in Eukaryota, Metazoa, Platyhelminthes, Trematoda, Strigeidida, Schistosomatidae. The record is from the annotation of a GenBank genome assembly.